Selaginella moellendorffii is the source of this 688-nucleotide messenger RNA. Its product is annotated as ATP-dependent zinc metalloprotease FTSH 4, mitochondrial. The record is from RefSeq and is a predicted model, not a curated record. The transcript has 3 exons. The coding region runs from base 147 to 458 and encodes 103 amino acids. NCBI's taxonomy places the organism in Eukaryota, Viridiplantae, Streptophyta, Lycopodiopsida, Selaginellales, Selaginellaceae.
GAGUAGACCACUUCCGCAGCACAGCGCCGGUGCUUUGGCCGAGUAUCUCAAAGCUCUCGUCAAGGUCGAUAGGCUCGAUGACAGUGCCUUGUUGAAAACGCUGCAAAGAGAGUAACUGCAUCGCUCAAGCUGAGGCGCGACCGAUCAUGUCUUCGGCAUUUCCGGCAGUAGGAGCAGCCACGAAAGACGGAAUUUUGGGCUCUCCCAGUGCGCCAAUCCACAUGGUCACGUCCGAAGGAGGUUUUAGAGUUCAAGUGUGGCGGACUGUUCGAACCUUGGCUCUGGGCUUUCUCCUUCUCUCUGGCGUUGGGGCCAUUAUAAGGGCCUCAGCAAAGGGGUACCGUUUUUCUAUUGCAGCGGGAGCGAGUUCGAGGAAGUGUUCGUCGGAUGUGGUGCUCGGCAAGUGCGGGACUUAUUCGCAAGCACUCGCCAUGCAUAAUCUUCAUGGACGAAAUUGAUGCAAUAGGUGGGAGCUGAAAUCCCAAGGACCAACAGUACAUGCUGGUGGAGCUGAACGGUUUCAAGCAAAACGAAGGCAUCAUAGUGAUCGCGGCUACGAACUUCCCCGAAUCUCUCGACAAGGCGCUUAUCCGUCCUGGUCAGUUCGAUCGGCAUGUGGUGGUUCCAAAUCCAGACAUCCAGUUAGAGAACAUCCAUUUAUGUAUAAACACCUUGCUUUUCUUUUUUU